Molecule: messenger RNA, 1152 nt
Organism: Lichtheimia ornata
Lineage: Eukaryota; Fungi; Mucoromycota; Mucoromycetes; Mucorales; Lichtheimiaceae
Exons: 4
Coding region: 1-1152 (383 amino acids)
Biological process (GO): glycine biosynthetic process; L-threonine catabolic process
Cellular component (GO): cytosol
Molecular function (GO): L-allo-threonine aldolase activity
Source: RefSeq, a predicted model, not a curated record
AUGUCUCCUGCAAGCACUACAGCCCGCGUGUACGAUAUCACUAGUGAUACCGCUACAUUGCCCACGGAUGAGAUGUUUGAGGUCAUGAAAAUGGCAUCUCGUGGUGAUGAUGUGUUCCAGGCUGAUGACGAUGUCAAGGCGCUUGAAGCGUACAUGGCUGAUCUAUUGGGUCAUGAAGCUGCUUUGUUUUGCGUUAGCGGCACUAUGUCCAACCAACUUGGCUUACGUACCAUCUUAACACAGCCCCCUCAUUCCGUGUUGAGUGAUGCUCGAGCACACAUCCAUGUUCAUGAGUGUGGUGGUCUCAGCUAUCAUUCACAAGCUAGCGUGACUCCUGUAAUGCCAAAGAAUGGUAUUCAUUUGACGGCUGAAGACGUUCGUGCCGCCAUUGUCACUGAUGAACUUUGCGGUGCUCCCACCAAAGUGAUUGGUCUUGAAAACACAUUAAAUGGCAUGGUGAUGCCUAUUGAAGAGAUCAAACGUAUUCGUCAAGUCGCUGAUGAGUUUGGCCUAUUGAUGCAUUUGGAUGGUGCUCGUCUUUGGAAUGCAAGUGCCGCUUCGGGCGUUCCAUUGAAGGAGUACGGCAAGCUUUUUGACACCGUGUCUGUUUGCCUUUCCAAGGGUGCUGGUGCACCUAUUGGUUCCAUUCUUGCUUGUAACAAGGAACGUAUUCGCAAAGCUCGUCACUUACGCAAAUUGAUGGGUGGUGGAUGGCGUCAAGCUGGUUCGUUGGCUGCCGCAGCACGUCAUUGUAUCGAUACUGUUGUUCCCACCCUGCCACAAACACACGCUUUAGCCUCGCGUCUUGCCAAGCAUUUGCAAUCACUGGGUAUCAACUUGGUGUUGCCUUGCCACACCAACAUGUUGUUCAUUGAUGUUUCACCAGUCGGCCUCACAAUCGACACGCUAGCUGCCGAGCUUAUCAAGAAAAACAUCAAGAUUAGUGCCACACCGGGCGCAACCGUUUCUCGCAUUGUGCUGCAUUACCAAAUCCCCGCUGAAGUAAUUCAAGACUUUAUGGAUGUCGCUACACAAGUUGUCAAGGAGCAUGGCAAACCAGUGACCACAUCUAUCAAAGAUGGCAUCGCUGCAUCCAACAAUGGUCACCCUGUGCCAAACUUGGCAGCUGCUUAUCCUUCCGGAAACAAUUAG